Dibothriocephalus latus is the source of this 381-nucleotide messenger RNA. The record is from the annotation of a GenBank genome assembly. Lineage: Eukaryota; Metazoa; Platyhelminthes; Cestoda; Diphyllobothriidea; Diphyllobothriidae.
AUUCGUUCAGUCAGUCUCGAAUCGAUAGGUGCAAUAAGGGAUAAAAUGGCUAGCUGUGGAAAAUGCUCUAAGCCAAUAGAAGAGGGAAAAAUCGUCACUGCGGCUGGAAUGAGGAUGCACACGGAUUGUUUUUUAUGCACCCAGUGCAAAAAACAGCUGGUCGGUGUAAAUUUCCGUUCCAAAAAUGCUGGCCAAUAUUGUGAGCCGUGCUACACAGAGAAGUUUCAGCCGAAAUGCGUUUCAACAUAUUCGACUAAAGUCACUGUUUCAUGCACUGUCUGCCUAGGUGCUGCCAUAAUCAUGUCCACAGUUCAUGGCACCGGAGGUGAUCUCAAGGCCAUUAAUUACGUUUUUUGCAUACCAUCUCUUGUGCUACAUUAA